GAUGUUCCGUUUCACUUCCUCAUGGGAUAACAAUUCUCACAUGGGCUACAUUUUUACAAAAACAGAUUUGUGGUAACGUUAACAAGCAAGGCUAAACAAAAAUCGAAAAAAUGGGUAAGAAAAAGUCUGCCAUGGGGCUCGGGAGAUCACUGAUAAAGGAGAGACUCAACGCAGGCCGAGGCAACAAGAGGGGCGAUACUUGGCUCCACACCAGUGAACUGAACGAUGGCUACGACUGGGGUCGUCUAAACCUGCAGUCAGUGACUGAACAGAGCUCUAUGGAUGACUUCCUUGCAACUGCUGAAAUGGCCGGGACAGAGUUUGUUGCAGAAAAGCUCAACAUCAAGUUUGUGGCAGCUGAAGCUCGGGCAGGAUUACUGACAGCCGAGGAGACGGCAAAGCUGAAGAAGCUGCACGAGGAGAACAAACAACUCCUCAGAAUUCCACGAAGGCCUCACUGGGAUGAAGGCACCAGUCCAGAGGUCCUCCAGCAGACAGAGAGAGACAGCUUCCUGGAGUGGAGAAGAGAACUGGCAGAGCUUGAAGAGGAGCAGAAAAUGAUUCUCACACCUUUUGAGAGGAAUUUGGAUUUCUGGAGACAGCUCUGGAGAGUGAUUGAGAGGAGUGACAUUGUUGUUCAGAUUGUUGAUGCCAGAAACCCAUUGCUAUUUCGUUGCCCUGACCUGGAGUGCUAUGUAAAAGAGGUGUCCCGGUACAAGGUGAACUUGUUGCUGGUGAACAAGGCUGACCUGCUGACCCGGCAGCAGCGGAGGAUCUGGGCCAGAUACUUCCAGAGAGAGGGCCUCCGCGCUGUGUUCUGGUCCGCACUGGUGGAGAAUGAGAGGCUGGAGGCAGAGGAGAAGGGAAUGGAAGUGGAGGAGCAGGAGGAUGAAAAGAGCGAAGCGGAGGAUGAAGACGAGGGAAUGCCAGACAACGACAAUAUGAGCCGAAGACAGGAGGUAGAGGAUAACAAGGAGAAGAAUGAGGAAGAGAGUGAGGAGGAAGAAGAUGAGGAGAGCGAUAUGGAAGGGGAGCAGUUUAAAGACUGCGUAGCAGAGGGAGACUGGCAGACGGCAUCGGAGGGUGAAGAGGCAUCAGAGGAUGAGGAGGCAGAUGACGAAGAGAGUAUAGAUGGCUCCACCCACGGCUCCUCCUUCCACAACUCCAGUCGCCUGCUGACGAAAGAUGAGCUGCUUGCCAUAUUUAAGGCGGCUCACGAUGGGCCAACAUUGAAAGAGGGCGAGCUCACAGUGGGGCUGGUGGGGUAUCCCAAUGUGGGCAAAAGUUCGACCAUCAACACCAUUCUGAGAAAUAAGAAGGUGUCCGUCUCAGUCACGCCUGGGCACACCAAGCACUUUCAGACGCUGUAUGUGGAGCCAGGUCUGUGUCUGUGUGACUGCCCUGGCCUGGUCAUGCCCUCCUUUGUGUCCACUAAAGCUGAGAUGAUGUGCUGUGGGAUCCUGCCCAUCGACCAGAUACGAGACCAUGUGCCUGCCAUCUCUCUCGUGUGUCAGACAAUUCCUCGGGAUGUGCUGGAGGGCACCUAUGGCAUCAACAUCAUCCGCCCGCGAGAGGACGAGGACCCCGACCGCAUCCCCAACUAUGAGGAGCUACUGAUGGCCUAUGGAUACAUGAGGGGCUUCAUGACAACACACGGACAACCUGACCAGUCGAGAUCAGCCCGUUACAUACUCAAGGAUUACGUCAUUGGAAAACUGCUUUACUGCCACCCUCCUCCCCACAUCAGUGCUGCAGACUUCCAGCCCCAGCACAGCAAGUUCCAGGCCGGAGAUGCAGACGGUGAAGACUCCAAGAUAGGCAACAAACCGAGCAAAGUCAAGAGGCAUGAGAAUCUGGUGGACAAGAACUUCUUCCAUCAGGAGAAUGUUCGGGCGCUCACAAAGGGGGUCCAGUCUUUCAUGGGUUACAAGGAAGGCAGCGUAGGCCAGCGUGAACUGGUAAAUCAAGGGAAACCUGGCUUAGAACAGCCUGUGGGCAAACCCUGGAAGAAGCAUGGCAACAGGAACAAGAAAGAGAAAGUACGCCGACUCACCAAGCACCUGGAUGCCUGAAGAACAUCUAUAAACUGUUAGAAAUCGCUGGUAGUUUGGAUUGUUAACCCCCAAAGGACUUUCCAAUGCAAUUACACAGGAAUUGUUAUGUAGAUACUGGUCAACAACAAUAACCUCCUUGCACUUUGCAAUAUGGAGAAACGGGGAAAGGUUGCCUUUUGAUAUCAAACAUAAUUCAGGACAGUGACAGUACAUUCCACUAUUACCAGAGCAGAGUUGGGGUCAACUCAAUUCCAGGAAUUUCUGCAACUGAGAUUGAGCCUUACUCUGAACCAGAGGAAAUUCAUUGGAGAUCAAUCAGUGAAGAUUGUUAUUUUUCAAUAAUGUUUGUUACAAGGUGCAGCCUAUUGUACUUUUCAGCAGGGGGUCUGCAAAAGUAUAUUAAAAAAAUAAAAUAAUGCUUUUUUAAAUGUCAAUGUUUUUACGAAUAUCGCUAGUAACAGAAUAUAAUUUUUUACUUACAUUCUGUUAGGGUUGCGUAAAUUCGAAUCUGGUAUCAAGAUAAAUAUAACAAUGAGUCACCGAUUUUAUACUAUGUAUUUUUUAUUAGCUAAGUAAUAAAUGGCAAAUGCAACUUUCGUAUAUACGGGCUCACUGUAAUGCCACGCAGAGCAGAACAGAGAACUGACAAGAUGUAUGUAAACAGUAUUCUUUAUACUGUGAUGGACAUAGGCCAACAGACGGGUUGGAACUAUCACAGUAGAGGCUGGGCGUGGUUUAAACUUGCCCAGCCUAUUGCAGGCGCUCAGGCGGGUCCCCGCCUCUUGGCGCUUCUUGGAGUUCUCCCUCCGUUGAUGUAUAGAUCCUUACUGUUCUAGUAUCUCAGCCUAGUUAGAACAGUUGCUCAGUUCCUGCUGUUGUGUUCAGUAUUUUUCCAUCUCAGUUAAACCUCAUAAUGACCACCCCUCCCUAUCACAACUUUGUAAGAUACAGCAAGUCACACCAUGUGCUCAAUAUUGUUACAUACAAACACAAGGACAAAGCAUCUGCUGGGCUGUUAUCUACAGUUUUGCAACAUGCAGGUCACACCAUGUUACUCAGUUCUUGUCACACACAAACAGGCAAGUAGCAAGCAGUUUAAUCUCAUAAUGAUGCUCCAGUGCACAAAUGCAGACACCUCACACAACCAACAUCAGAUUAUAUUUAAUCAUAUAUAUAUAUAUAUAUAUAUAUAUACUAAUGGCUAUAAUGUAAAACACAGGAUCCAACAAUACCUACAGUAGAAAAGAGAAGAAUAUAUUUAUGAUAAUGUCAACUUUAUUUGUCAACUCCUAAUAUUGAGCAAAUUACACUCACAUAGGAAUUGAAAAAGCACCCGUGAAUAGGCUACCAGUGCAGCUUGUAAGCUUUCUUGACUUAGACAUACAUUUUUGCCAACACAUAGCUAACCUUUCAGCGAAAACGUGUUUUGGAGUUACCUUUUGUAGUUCAUAGGUUAUUUUAGAGUUUACACUUCCACGUCCAACUAUAAUGUGGCUGCUGGUAAGCUUUUUUGAUUUGGCCAUAACGUACAUUUUUGCUAACCUUUGUUUAACCAGCUAAAGAGCUGCUCUUAGCGAAAAUGGUUCGAGUUACCUUUCUGGUAAUUAUAUUGCGGGAAGGUAAAAAAAAUUAAAAUGAAACACUACCAUAUCUAUUUAUUUUAAAAUGAAGAUUACUUCUUGCCAUUAUCAUUCACCUGAUAAGACUAGACGUCAUCUUUUUAUGGUAUGAUGGGGGACCCUGGUUCGCCGGUUUGCCCUGGGCAAGGAAAGAUUAAAGACCCCUGCUUUACAGAGAUAAUUAACUUGUUGGAUCCCCUACGAUCUACAACCCGAUUGCUACUUUGCUAUACAUUUAUUUGAAGCAACAACAAUUGUGUAAUAUCCCUGAUUAAAUAAUUAUAUAUGUUGGU
This is a messenger RNA of Oncorhynchus kisutch (coho salmon), 3966 nucleotides long. RefSeq names its product large subunit GTPase 1 homolog. Lineage: Eukaryota; Metazoa; Chordata; Actinopteri; Salmoniformes; Salmonidae. The transcript has 14 exons. Gene Ontology annotation, molecular function: GTPase activity; GTP binding. Bases 111 to 2072 code for a protein of 653 amino acids. Gene Ontology annotation, cellular component: cytosol. The record is from RefSeq and is a predicted model, not a curated record. Gene Ontology annotation, biological process: ribosomal subunit export from nucleus.